AUGUUAAGAAUUAUUAAUUUUCGUCCAUAUUUGUUGAAUACAUUCGCUAGAAAAACAUGUCAAUUAACUGUAUUAUAUCGUCCAUUAUCAGCAGAAACAUUACCAAGACGUCAUGAUAUGGAUGAAUAUAAUCAUCGUAUUGAUAUAGCUGCACCACAUUAUGAACUUCUUGAGGUACUCAAUCAUCGUUCAUCACAAUUACAAUCUUUUAUUAAAACUAAUCGUUCAUCUCGAACAUCUUCUCCAUCAUCAGAUCGAUCAACAACGAAAACUAAUAUUCGAUAUCGAACUAAUACUAAACGAAAAAAUCAAAAUAAUGUUAAUAUUGAAUUAAAUCCAGUUAAAGAAAAAGAACAACCUAUUGAAUUAGCUCGACCAAAACCUAGUAAAACAAAAGAAAAAAAGAAGAAAGAAAAAACAACUAGUCCUUCUUCUUUACCAAUUCCACCAAAUCGAAUAAAUGAAUUAAGUAAAAAACUUAUUCGUACAACAUCUAUUGAUGAAAAUCAAUCAAUAACAACAAUAUCUCCUAAUUUAUAUGAUGAAACUCUAAUAGCUGAAGAAGAACAAGAAGAUUUAGAAUUAAAUGAAACAUUACUUCCACCAUCAUCUGUAGAAGAAAUAACUUUAAAUGAUAAUCAUGAUGAUAAAACAUUAACUGAUUUAUUAAGUAGUUUACAUUCUACUAAAGUUCGUCGUUUACAUAAAUAUACAGAUGAAGAAAUUAAAUUUAUGCAUAUACAUAAUGAAUUUAAUCGUAUGUUACAAGCUUAUGUAGAUGUAUUAAUAUUUAAUGGAAAAUUAAAUCAAGCUCGUCGAUUACUUAAUGAAUUAUUAGUUGAUCAAGAAAGAAGACAAUCAAUGAAAAAACUUACAUGGCGUUAUGUAACGAAUAUACAUGUUUUUAAUACAUUCUAUUUUGCUUAUGCAGAUAAGGGUAAUCUUAAAGCAUUACAAGAUUUAUUUGAAAAAAUGCGUAAAUAUCAUAUAAAACCAACACUUGAAUCUUAUGCAGCAGGUUUAAGUUGUCUUGGUAAUAUGGAUUUAUUUGAUUCAAGUAUUGCUCGAAGAAUUAUAAUUGAUCUUGAAAAAGAAGGUUUUCGUGUUGUGGAUAUAUUUAAUCUUGAUUGUUUAAAUCAUGAACAUAUACAAAGAAUUUUAAAAGUUUUAAAAACUUUUCGACCAAAUUUUGAUAUACCAAUUCGUUCAUCAAAUGUGAAUAAUAAACUUUUAAAUAAUAUUUAUCAACAACCAUCUCUAACAAUCGUAAAUCAACCGAUACAAACUGAUCUAUGGUGGAAAGAUAUUGAUUUUAAGAAGAAAUUAAAUGAUCAAUUAAAUAUGGAAAUAGAUCAUACAGUUAAAAUAAAAUCAAUUAAUGCAAUGAAAAAAAUCGAUGAAAAAUUGUCAACUAGAUAUCAAGAUUUUAUAUCAAGUCUUGAACAACAAUUAACAAUAGGAUUUUUAACUGAACUUGAAUUAUUAAAAAGAAAAUCAAAGAAAAAUCUUGAAAUAAAUAUAAUUCCAUUUCUCGAAAUAUUUGAUGUUAAAGAAUAUGUUGGUUUAAUGAUAACAGAAGUACAACGACAUUGUUAUGCAUCAGAAUUUCAUUCAUCACCAUUUGUAACACUUUGUAUAUCACUUGGUAGACAUUUAUAUCAAAAAUAUUUAUGUCUAAUUCGACAAAAAAAUGGUUUCAUUGAUAAAUUACAUCUUUUAUAUGAUGAAUAUACAAAACAUAUUAUUACAAAUGAACGAUUUAUUAUUAAUGAAAGACAAAAAUGGAAUGAAAUAACUAAAGAAAAAUUUGCUUAUAUGGAUCGUAAUGAUCGACGAUGGACAUUUACACAAGUAUUACAACUUGGAGAAUUUCUCUAUAAUGUUAUGUUGAAACAUAUGAAACUUCGUGUACCAUUACUUACUAAAAAAGAUCAAACAAAAAAAACAUCAAAUAAUUCAGUUUUGUACGUUGUCUAUCGAAGUUCUGGUAAAUCUACUGAAAAACAAAUCAAAGUUCAUCCAACUGUUUUACAUUUUUUUUCACAUAUUCCUGAGGCUAAUCUUGAUUUUAGUUGUAUUGAAUUACCUUGUCUUGUUCCUCCACUUCCAUGGUUAUCAUCAACAAUGGGUGGUUAUUUAUUAACACAAACUGAAUUUGUUCGAUCACCUAUAUCAGCUGGACAACAAGAUGCUCGUCUUCGAUCUUUAUCUAUUGAAAAAAUCGGUGGUUUACUUGAUUCAAUAAAUGUUUUAAAUAGUUGUGCAUGGAAAAUUAAUGGUGAUGUACUUGAUCUUUUAAUGGAUAUUUUUCAACAUGGUGGAAAUCGUCAUUUAUCUGUACCGGUUUCUGUUGAAAAUGCUAAACUACCUGAACCACUUCCACUUGACAAAGGUUUAUCAAUAGAUGAACAAAAACGAAGAGAAAUUGCUUUAUCUCAAACAAAAAAAAUGAAAGCUGAACUUUUUUCAUUAUGGUGUUAUGAACUUUAUCGUUUAUCAAUUGCUAAUCAUUUUCGUAAUGAAGUCUUUUGGUUUCCACAUAAUCUUGAUUUUCGUGGUCGUGUUUAUCCUGUUCCUCCACAUUUCAAUCAUUUAGGCAGUGAUAUUGCACGUAGUAUUAUUCUAUUUGCUGAAGGCAAACCAUUAGGUCCAAAUGGUCUUCAACAAUUAAAAAUUCAUCUAGUUAAUUUAACAGACUUAAAGAAAAAAGCAUCGAUUGAUGAACGAGCAAAGUAUGCUGAUGAUAUCAUGGAUGAUAUACUUGAUUCAGCUGAUAGACCAUUAAAUGGUCGUCAAUGGUGGACAAAAUCUGAAGAACCAUGGCAAACACUUGCUUGUUGUAUGGAAAUAGCUCGUGCAAUACGUUCACCAGAUCAUACAAAAUAUGUUUCACAUUUUCCUGUUCAUCAGGAUGGUUCAUGUAAUGUUUUACAACAUUAUGCAGCUAUGGGUCUUGAUGAUAUUGGUGCAGCAUCAGUAAAUCUUAAACCUAAUGAUUUACCACAAGAUGUUUAUAGUGUUGUUGUCGAUCAAGUUGAACAAGAACGUAAACAAGAUGCUUCAAAUGGUUUACAAAUAGCUAAAAUUCUUGAAGGUUUUAUUAAACGUAAAGUUAUUAAACAAACAAUAAUGACAACAAAUUAUGGUGUUACAUUAUAUGGUGCUAGACAACAAAUAAGUCGACAAUUACGUGAUAUUGAUGAAUUUCCACGAGAAUAUAUUUUAGAAGCAAGUACUUAUUUAGCACAAAAAACAUUUAUUAGUUUACGAGAAUUAUUUCAAGAAACAAGAAAAAUUCAAGAUUGGUUUACUGAUUGUGCUAGAUUAAUUUCACGUGUACGUGAUUCAGCUGUCGAAUGGAAUACACCAUUAAAUUUACCAGUUGUACAACCAUAUUAUAGAGAAAUUCGAAUGAAACAAAAAGGCAAAGAUAUUUAUGAUAAUUUUAGUAGUUUCGCUCGUCCAAAUAAUAUCAAACAAAAGAAUGCAUUUCCACCAAAUUAUGUUCAUUCUCUUGAUUCAACACAUAUGAUGAUGACAGCAUUACAAUGUGCACGUAAUGGUAUUACAUUUGUAUCAGUUCAUGAUUCAUUUUGGACACAUGCAUGUGAUGUUGAUCGACUUGGUCAAUAUUGUCGAGAACAAUUUGUUUCGUUACAUAAAGAACCAUUACUUGAAAUACUUUCACGAGAUCUACUUUCGAAAUAUGAAUUUAAAUCUAGUGAAUAUGCCCGUGCUGAUGAUAAACAAAAACAAACAAUGAAACUAUUUAAUGAUACACUUCAACGUGUACCUGAACGUGGUACAUUUCAAUUAGAAAGUGUACUUAAUUCGAGAUAUUUUUUCAGUUAA
Molecule: messenger RNA, 3852 nt
Organism: Rotaria sordida
Lineage: Eukaryota; Metazoa; Rotifera; Eurotatoria; Philodinida; Philodinidae
Source: the annotation of a GenBank genome assembly